AUGGAAGUUUUUGGAUCUGAUCAACAAUCAUAUCGCGUGCGUGGAUUAGAUCUAUGGUCAAACUACACAAUUUAUUUGGCUGCAGUAAACUGUCGGGGUGAAGGUAUAAGGUCGUUGCCCGUACAAGUUUUUGCUUAUCCCACGCAGGAUCCUUCAACCAACCCGAUAGAUUUGAACGGCCCAUUGAGUUUCCCCAACUCGGGUGCACAGUAUCGUCGUGUGAUCUACGAUGGUCGUGAAGCAGCCACCGGGAGUCUACUGCUUGCUUCACAACCCCAAACACCUGUUGAGUUGAUCGAACCAAAUCCAUCAGAGGAGCGGGGGAGUUUGAUUCGCGAGCCAUGGUUCAUAGUUAGUGUGGUCGCCUUCAGUCUGCUGUGGAUUCUCGUGGUUCUCGGUCUUGUUUUGUGCGGUCGUCAUCGUAGCCGUCGUCAGCGGAGACGUGCUACGGUUCUUGAUUCAGUGGUGGAUGUUGGAACAGUUACUAAAAACGGUCGCCUCGGUCCGGCUUCAGAAACCUAUCCACUAUCACUUGCAAGCACACCCUUGUUACCCACGUCUACUCCGGACGUCAAUGGUCUGAACGGUGUGAGUCCAAUACCUGCACAUGCUAUCCCAACAAACGAUCCCCAUUAUUACGGCGAUCAGCGUAAACUGGGUAACGGAUUUACUUCACCGGUAAUGAAUCAACAGAAUGGGCUGAUUCCGGUCGUAUCAUUUCCCGGUUCGGUAGUUUGCAAUGGCAAUGUGCAACCAACGUUCACCUAUUAUCCUCAUUACUCACUUGGACCACAACUGGGACCACAUAUGGAUAGCGUGAAAGCCACGUCCUACAUCACGACCAAUAGUAUCCCACUAAACAUGCAAACUACCUGCGGUGUUCAAGCAGUGCGUUUAGCUCUUUCCUUAGUUCUGAUUCAAAACGAGCACGAACGGCUGGGUCAAAUAAACGAUGACCCGCCAACCGAGUUUGGUGGGGUUUUCUGCGACUGGGCAGAGUACAACGACAGCUUCCGAUGCGCUGAAUUUUCCAACUUACGCGUUAAACUCACCUGCGUGCACAACUAUAUCGGAGCGUUGGCUCAACCGAAUGAGUUCGGCUGGUUUAAUCAGAACUGCAGUUGA
Molecule: messenger RNA, 1125 nt
Organism: Echinostoma caproni
Lineage: Eukaryota; Metazoa; Platyhelminthes; Trematoda; Plagiorchiida; Echinostomatidae
Source: the annotation of a GenBank genome assembly